CUAACUAGCCAUUCAUCAGAAAUCAAAGCAAUCUCUCACAAGCUCUCAUCAACAUCAAACAUUACACAAUCUAGCUCAAUCUUAUUAAUCUUGUUAUUUUAAAGCCUUCUAACAUUAAGGUAAUGUCCGAGGACAAUUCUCGUGACGCUUCUCCGGCGCAUCACGAAGAGGAUGUUUAUCAAUAUGGUUAUCCUAGGUGUGACACAAGUAACUCCAUGGCAUCAAGCUCAAAUGAUUCUCCAUUUUUUGGGAUAUAUGAUACUAUGUCAUUAUUGGAAAGUGGUCUGUACCAGCAAAAAUACGGCGACAUAAGUGAUCAUUAUCAUAGAAAACAAGACAAGGCAUGGGAUUCGAUUGAUUCAAGGUUGCUAAUGUUGCUAGAAUUUUUUAGAGAACUUUUUAUUCGAAGAAGGGAAGUUUUCAAGAAAUUAUUCCCGGAGUUACAUGAUGAAUUUUUGGGGGUGUUCAAGAAAAGGGGUAACAUUAAUUUGUCCAUAGAAAAGCCUGGUCAAGUCAAGACUAGGGCAUUGCAGAGAAGCUUGAGUGUUGGCUCGCCAAGAAUACCUUCAAGAAAUGGAGGUGAAUCGCCAUUAAGGCUUGAGAGGUUCAAGGUUCGCACGGUGAUUCCUGGCGGUGGUGGCCAAGGUGGCACUGACAAGGGUGGUGGCACAUCUGGUGACGAUGGAAAAAUCAAAUAGAUUAUUACUAGUCUAUUUUUGUUGCAAGGUUUGAAAACAAACAAUUUGCUUUUUCUUCUCUUUUUUGGGUAAACAGCAAACAGUUUGUUUAAAGAUAUAAAAUUAUUUUGUUAUUUCAUUAAUUACUCGAUGUAUAGCUGUAAAUAGUAGAAAUAAUUACACAAUUUGCUGCCUUGUAGAAAUUUCGUGUACUGUGAAAUCUUUGCCAAUAAUAAGGGGGUUUUUUAUAUUA
Populus nigra (black poplar) is the source of this 930-nucleotide messenger RNA. RefSeq lists its product as uncharacterized. The coding region runs from base 123 to 698 and encodes 191 amino acids. The transcript has a single exon. Lineage: Eukaryota; Viridiplantae; Streptophyta; Magnoliopsida; Malpighiales; Salicaceae. The record is from RefSeq and is a predicted model, not a curated record.